Messenger RNA from Glarea lozoyensis ATCC 20868, 1014 nucleotides. RefSeq lists its product as uncharacterized. The transcript is spliced from 3 exons. The record is from RefSeq and is a predicted model, not a curated record. The coding region runs from base 1 to 1014 and encodes 337 amino acids. NCBI's taxonomy places the organism in Eukaryota, Fungi, Ascomycota, Leotiomycetes, Helotiales, Helotiaceae.
AUGACUGCCAUAUUUUUGAUAGCAUCUGUAGUGGGUACGGGGGAUCGUGGAGCGUACGAAAGAAUGCUUCUUUACAGCGCAUACAUUGCUGAAGAGUUCGACAAGCCAGCCACCUUUACCAUUUUACCUGGUUGUGCCGGGAGUCGAAUCGUGGAAACAAUAGCUGUCCCCAGGUGCACUUUUUAUGAAAUGUGCCGCCAUAUAUGGCACGAGAGUAAGCAUCAGCCUGUUAUGCCAGCAGCCGGUGAACCUCCAACCGAUCCGGCGAAAAGAAAGCAAUGGUAUAUACAAACACUCGGUGAUCACUUUGUCAACAAAAAAACCAAUGAGGAGGUAUUCAGAAUCGGCCUUAGGCCGGAGCAGGACGGCCAGAGGUUUGCCACGAGUUGGGUAGGCAAUCAGCCUGGGCUUGAAGGGAAAAUGGUCAGAGAGAAGUGGGAUCAGUGGAUGAAUACCGGCAAGAUGGCCAGCGGCGCUACGAGCUUGCCUGAAGUAUUCGAAAAGAUUGGGAAGGUAGUAUCAACAGCACGCUUGAACCUGUUUAACCAAAAUCGAGAGCUCGCAGCACCCCAGACCGCACUCUUUGCGUUUGCAGAAGAAGUCGGCACCAUCGUCGAGAAUCUGAGAGUUGAAGACAAUGAGAAGUGGAGGACUGGAGCUGUCAUCGGUCCUGAUUCUGGACGCGGAGCGAUAGCUGAUCGACUCAAAGCCACACCCGAGUUCAUUGCUGGACUAACCGCAGACGAAUUGAAGAACUUCGCGGUAGAAGUGAAGCUGAGCCCAGUGGCGUCUAAGCGUGGUACUAAGCCAUGGCCAAUCUUCGACCCCGUUGCCACUAAGGCAAAAUGGGGGGAGAAGGUCAAGGAUAUCGAAGCCGUGAUGACCAGAGUUAGCGAUACCUAUAUGCGUGAGCCGGCGCCGUCGGAACACAACUUACAGAUUGAUGCGAUAAGGAAGACCAAUAGGCAGAUUAAGAACUGGGACUCGGAGAUAAAGGGUCUCUGUACUCUGUAG